Salvia splendens (bonfire salvia) is the source of this 960-nucleotide messenger RNA. RefSeq lists its product as uncharacterized. The record is from RefSeq and is a predicted model, not a curated record. The coding region runs from base 1 to 960 and encodes 319 amino acids. The transcript has a single exon. NCBI's taxonomy places the organism in Eukaryota, Viridiplantae, Streptophyta, Magnoliopsida, Lamiales, Lamiaceae.
AUGAGUUCUCAACAGCACAUCCUGGGGAAUAUGCAAGCCAAUAACGAUCUGGUGCUUCUGAUACAAGAUGCCCAACAAGAGCAGAAAGCGGCUAUGGAUAUGCUUACUAAACAGCUCUCUCAGAUGGCCACAACUUUGAAUGAGAUACGUGGACAUGAUGGCCGGAUCUCUGCUACUGUAAAGAUGCCUGACAGAGCCAACAUUAGCAAAAUCACUUUGCGAUCAGGGAAGGAUUAUGCUGAGCCUUUAGGAAGGGCAGAAAAAGGAAGCGAAGAGCUAAUCCCGGAAGGAAAUAGAAGAGAGAACCAUGAAGAGAAUCCUCUGAAUGAGGCAGAAAAACCACUGCCUCAGUUAGUUGACCCACUACCGAUUGAUCAAGAAGAGGAUGAGCCAGUUGAAGAAAUAAAAAGGCGUGAGGGUGAAACCUCCAAUGAUGGCUCUAGCAAUGCGGUCAAGCAUACUAAACCAUACCCCUAUAGAGGGGAGGUCAAGAGGAAGAAGGAGGAUCCAACCGACUUCAUGGAGAUUUUUUGCAAACUUGAGAUUAAUCUGCCUUUUCUACAAGCACUAGAGCUACCCCCGUUUAGUAGGUUUAUCAAAGACUUCAUUGUUGGAAAAGCUAAAGCUGAUGGGAAGAUUGUGAUCGAAGAAAGUGUGUCUGCUGUAAUCCAGAAGAAGAGACUUCGUUCCAAGAGGACUGAUCCCGAGAUGUUCACGCUACCCAUCAUCAUCGGAGAUUUUAAAAUUGAGCAUGCCAUGUGUGAUCUGGGAGCUUCUAUUAAUGUGCUGCCUUUCUCAGUUUAUAAGAAAUUGACUGGAGUCAGAUUAGUGGAUACAAAGGUGGUCAUCCAGCUCGCAGAUAGGUCAUGUAUCAGUCCUGAAGGAGUACUGGAGAAUGUGAUUGUAAGGGUACAUGAUUUCCUUUACCCCUACAGAUUUUCAUGUGGUCCGUAUGAAUGA